UAACAAAGCUGCGUGAGUCGCUACUCAUGCUGGAGGCUGUGCUACGAGAUGCUGAACAUCCGCGACAAGAUCAUGGAGAUGCUGUGAAGCUCUGGGUGAAGAAGCUUGAAGACAUAGCUCAACAUGCCGACGAUGUGUUGGAUGAUUAUGGAUAUGAGCUUCUCCGGCGUAAGGUGCAAUUGCGAAACCAGAUGAAGAAAAAGGUGCAAGAUUUUUUUUCCCUCUCCAAUCCCAUUAUAUUUCGUGUUAAAAUGGCAUAGAAAAUUAAGAAGAUCAACACAUCUUUGGAUGAGUUGAAUAAGAAGGCAAGUGCUAUUGGCUUAGUUGCUAGACUAUCCUCAGAUGCAACAACUUCCCAUGGUAUAAGCACUGGCAGGGAAACCUACUCAAUCUUAAAACAAGAUGAAAACAAUAUCAUUGGAAGAGACGAUGUUGUGGCAGAUAUAGUCCAAGACUUGACCAAAUCAAACCACAAUCUGGAAAGUGAUCUCCCGGUUCUGGCCAUUGUGGGUAUGGGAGGGCUUGGAAAGACAACUUUGGCUAAAUCAAUAUAUCAUGAAUCUGAGAUAAGUCGGCACUUUGAGAAAAAGAUGUGGAUAUGUGUGUCUACUCCUUUUGAAGUCAAUUCAAUUCUGAGAGGGAUCCUGGAAUAUCUUAAACCAGAAAAUGCUGCGGUGAAAGGUAUAGAUGCAAUAUGUAAUAUUCUCCGUGAAGAGUUGAAAGGAAAGAGAUACCUUCUUAUACUUGAUGAUGUAUGGAAUGAAGAUGCUGAAAAAUGGAAUGAUUUGAAAAGUUGUUUGCUAAGAAUUACCGAUGCCCAAGGAAGCAGCAUUGUUGUCACUACUCGCAGUGACAAAGUUGCAAAAACGAUGGAGACCCUUCCUAGGUGUGAUUUGAGAAAACUAUCAGAUGAUGAGUGUUGGCUUAUAUUGAAGAAUAAAGCAGUUCCAGUCGGAAGUGUUCCUAUACUUGAAGAUCAAGAGGCAAUUGGAAGGGUGGAGGUGUACCAUUAG
This is a messenger RNA of Rosa rugosa (rugosa rose), 1013 nucleotides long. RefSeq names its product putative disease resistance protein RGA3. The record is from RefSeq and is a predicted model, not a curated record. NCBI's taxonomy places the organism in Eukaryota, Viridiplantae, Streptophyta, Magnoliopsida, Rosales, Rosaceae. Gene Ontology annotation, biological process: defense response to other organism. Bases 513 to 1013 code for a protein of 166 amino acids. Gene Ontology annotation, molecular function: ADP binding. The transcript has a single exon.